Molecule: messenger RNA, 4310 nt
Organism: Xenia sp. Carnegie-2017
Lineage: Eukaryota; Metazoa; Cnidaria; Anthozoa; Malacalcyonacea; Xeniidae
Exons: 16
Coding region: 117-4103 (1328 amino acids)
Source: RefSeq, a predicted model, not a curated record
AAUAUGUUAGUAGAAUUUUACAAAGAAUUUCUUACAAUCUAUGCAUAUCUUUAUACUAAUCACUCAAAGUCAUUGGAUUUGUGGGCAACAACUUUAAACGGUUUCUCAAAACCUAAAUGACGAUGUACAGUUCGUUGCUUUUUAUGCUGCUGAUAAUACCAUGUGCACUUUUUUAUUUCAUGUUUGUGGCAGAUAACAACACUAAAAAAGAACUUCGUAAAGAUUGCAUCAAUGAUGCUAAAUGCAGCAAAGAUCAGGGAUGUUCAAAUAACGGCAAAUGUGUGUGUAAGAAUGGAAUGAAGCUAUAUAACUACAGUGUUUGCCAGGAAGAAUGUGUGAAUAACAAUGAUUGCAGCUCAACACUACUGGAAUGUAAAAAAAGUAAAUGCGUCUGCAGAAAAGACUCAAGUCGUGUUUGGGACUGGAGACAUCAAAAAUGUCGAGGUUGUUAUGGUAGCUACGAAUGCAGGGAGUACGAUGUAUGUUUGAAUGGAACAUGCAAAUGCUACGACAAAUUUUAUUGGCUGUCAACUUCUAGUUGUGGAGCUUGUACAGGGGAUGACGAUUGUGGAGAAAACAGAAUUUGCCUUGACGAAGAAGUUUCCAUUCCCCGGAAAUGUAUUUGCAAAUCUGGGUAUUAUUGGCUUUCCACGAAGAAGUUAUGUAAAGAUAUAUCAUGCGCUGAUAAUCCUUGUGGCGGCGUUUCCAAGUGCAUUGAUGAGCAAUACAACGAACAAAAAUUUCGUUGUGUUUGUCCUGAUGGCCAGUUUGGAGAUGGAUACCAUUGUUACGACACACCGUGCUACAACUCUACUUGCCAUAACGGUGGAACAUGUUUUAAGAAUAACAAAAAAUCAAAAGGAUUUAUUUGCCUGUGCCCAAUAGGUUUCUCUGGAAGAAAAUGUCAAUUAUCUGUUAAGCCAGGGGAAUGCACAGAAGUUGAUUGCAAAAAUGGAGGGCAAUGUGACAGUCAGCACAAGUGUGCUUGCAAAAAAGGAUUCACAGGAAAUUUUUGUGAAGAUAUGAAUUGUAAAGCGGAGAAGGAUUGCUUUAACAAUGGACAUUGUGCUGGUGGAACGUGCCACUGCAGUUCAAAUUACACUGGAGUGUUUUGUGAAGUUCCCAUUCAUCAAUCCUAUCUCAACUAUCCACGAAUAAAUUUUGCUGGAUCAAUUACAGCCGAUGUGUCUACCGUGAAUAAUGAUAUACGAAAUUGGAAUGCCAGUGUUGAUCCAUUGCUUCGACCACCAGAGCCCUCGUGGAAUCCAAAAGGCACCGGUAUAUGGCGAAUACAAAAUGCACGAGUAACAGCUUCUUGUGAUCUAGACAGAAUUUGCAAGAACACAAGUGAUCGAAUUAUUCAUGCGAAUGUGAAAGAUCGAUCUCAUAGAGCAAGCGCUAAACUGGUCGAUUUUGAUGUUGAAUUACAAGUUGUGAGUAAAAUAUAUGGUUGGACAAUCGAAGUCGAAAACUUCUUCAAAGGCGAUUUCCAAUCCGUUCCAUUUCAAUAUAUGUGGACUAGAUACCGAGUUGAUGAUAAUAAGCAUUAUGGAGCUGUGUAUCAGAGCGUUCUUCACAAUGUUCAAUUCGGUUAUAGAGCUGACGAGUCAGACAUUGUUAAAUUCUUUAAGCGAAAUGUUGAUAACAAUGACAUUAAACUGUCCAUUCAUUUCAACAUUGAUCAAUUUGUUACUGAUUCACAACAAAAUAACUUUACUAUUGCCAGGAUUGUUGGUUCCAUUGGCAUCUCUGGUCCUAAAUCUCCUCCUUAUUUCACUCUUGGUCGACUGUUGGAACCCGUUUAUAAUUCAUCAUGUAAUUAUUCAGUUUGGUAUGCACCAUUUGUCAAGGAGAAGAAAGAUAAUGAUCAUUAUGUUUUGGUUGAUUUUGGAAACAGUUUUCAAAUAGAUUCGAAAGGAAAUGUCACAGAAAAUAUUGGACAACUACGAUUUGGACUGUUGGAAAAAAGUAGUUCUCAACCAACAUGUGCGGACAUAAAAGCAAGCACAUGGUUUGGACCAGAAUGGAACCUCAAAAGCUAUAAUUACACAAACACAACCGGUAUUAUUGAUAUGAAGAUCGAUAAAUUGGUGUUUGAUUUGUUAGAUGAAAAUCGCCUUGUUUUGAUGAAGCUAAAUUCCGAUAGUCAUUGUUCUUGUAUUGUCCUGGCGGAAGCAAUCGGUGGUCUUGCUGUACACCCGUUGACACAAUGGACUCUGCGCUCAGAUGGCAACUCUACGUUGAAGACAUCCUUGCGCAUGACUCAGUUUGGAAAGACAAAAUGUGAUAAGGAUCUCAUCGUUGUAGAACAAGAUGAUAGCUACACUAUGGGCCCAUUUCUUCCUCGAACGCCAGCAAUUAGCAAGGCGACUGUAAAAUGCAGUAAAGAUAAUAAUUUGGAAGUCUCAUUUGAAACACCCACUAGCGUGAACAAUCCUAGACACUUUAUUGAUGGACAAGUGUAUACAUUCCAGUAUUAUUUUAAAGAAAUAGGGAAGAUCAAUGCAUCCAAUGAAAAGUUUAAAUCUUUAAAUUCGAUGAUAGCCCUCUUUGUGUACAGUAAUUAUAAAAUACCAACAAAUCCAUGUUGGCUCAGGCACGUUGGACCUAUAUUUCAGCAAUAUGCAACCCUGUAUCCUGUGAUGAAAACUCACUUUUUCGAUAUGGGAGACUAUUACGAAGUAGUUGCAAACAAGAGAGGACUUAUAAGAUCAAUGGAACUCGACGAGGAAGACCCACACUACAUGCCAGUGACAAGAGAUUUGUCGAAACCUAAAAGACAAAUGAUCUUAAACUGGCUAGCUCAAGAAAAGCCUUGCUACGGUGUUCUUAACUUUGCAGUCAAUGUACAAAUGUUAAAACAGCUUCUACAAACCGCAUUAAAGUUAGAACACUCAACCAUUCCACCAUACUUAAGUGGUUAUUUCUCCCUAAAAAAAAGCGAAAAUAGUCAGGUAAGAGAAAUGGUUAAAGGUAUUUUAAUAUCGGAGAUGCAUCAUAUGGCUUUAGUAGCAAACGUUAUAAACGCCAUCGGUGGUCAUCCAGACUUGUUGGCACCAGAUUUUGUACCCUCGUAUCCAAGUUAUUUACCUGGUGGAGUACAUCCUCAACACAAGAUCUCAGUGAAUAAAAUGUCCACGACGCAAAUCCGUAAUGCUUAUAUGGUAAUCGAGCAACCUACUAAAGAACUUCAAGAAGGUGGAUUAAUGGACGCCAUAAAUAGAUUAAUUGAUGAAAAACAAGAUCAAACAGUUGGGAAGGCUUCAAAAACUUCAAAAACCGAGCAGUGUGAAAAGGGAGAUACCAAGUGUGGAAGUAUUCACGACAAGUCUUCAUAUUAUGCAUUUAGUGGUAAACUUGCUUGCGAUGCAGUGAACGAGAUCUUUGUUUCCAUCUUCGGGAACGCUUAUGGUUUUGUAAAAAAUCAUAACACAAUUGGUGAGCUUUAUGCCAAAAUUCUCAUGAUACUUUCAAAGUUGGAAUGUGAAAGAAAAAUUGAAUAUCUUGAAAAUGUCCCACAAGUUGAAGUACGCGAUGAAGUAUUCAAGGUUGAUAGCUACGUCAGUGCAGUUAGAGCUAUAGAGAGGAUUGUAUCGGAAGGGGAAGGAGCAUCUGCAUGUAAUCCUUUGGAUGACAAAACAGAAUUGUCUCAUUACUACAAAUUUGGAUCCAUAUUAAACAGACGUCACAUCAAAACGUUUGUAAAGAACAAUACUAAUCAGAUCGCUUACGAUCACAUUCACCAUUUUGAUGUAGAAGAAAUCAAGCAUUGCCAAGGAACAUUUGCGUAUACUGGUAGAUUUUUGCCUUUCAAUGAAGAUGGCGUCUGGCCAAUUGUUCCAGACCCUAAGAUGACGAUGUACAAGGAAGGGAGCAGAGCGAGAUAUCUGGCAACACAGUUUAACAACACCUAUUUUGAGCUUCUCACGACAAUACAACAAGUUUUUGAUGCAACUGACUACCAAAAAACGUUUAUCGAUUCCUUUGGAAUAAUGAAGCAACUGCUUGUUAUUGGGGACAAACUUGUGCAAGUUCCUAUUAAAGAUGGUGGUGAUCCAAAUAUUGGUCCAAACGCUGGGCCAAUUUAUCCUUCAUACCCUUAGAUACUCAAUAAGAUGGUUUUUGCAUUUUGAAUUUAUUACAAGCAUAAAGAAGAGUGAUGACCAUCAUCAUUAUUACUAUGCGAUUAUUCAACGUUAUCUCUUGUCUUGAUAGCUCCAUAGACAACAUUAGAUUCAGUUAUGUAAUACUCCUUAAGUUAGUAGCUUUAAAGUUUAAAUUAAAAAAGAAAUAACUUUUUGAAAGGCAAA